Penicillium odoratum is the source of this 1611-nucleotide messenger RNA. RefSeq names its product putative spindle poison sensitivity protein Scp3. Gene Ontology annotation, biological process: protein polyubiquitination. Bases 1 to 1611 code for a protein of 536 amino acids. The record is from RefSeq and is a predicted model, not a curated record. Gene Ontology annotation, molecular function: ubiquitin protein ligase activity; metal ion binding. NCBI's taxonomy places the organism in Eukaryota, Fungi, Ascomycota, Eurotiomycetes, Eurotiales, Aspergillaceae. The transcript has 3 exons.
AUGCUAUCGGCCUCUCGCCCUCAAUCAUCUACUCCCAAUCGCCUCGAUAUGAGAGGUCGUACGCCACUGCAAGUGCCCUCUGGGCUUCAAAAUGGUCAUACCCGCAAUCCCUCAAGUCUCGACAUGGCUCGCAGUCCACCCAACCCGAGUAAUAAGAAUACCAAGCAUGUCCCCUGCAAAUUCUUCCGUCAAGGUGCUUGUCAGGCAGGCCCCGCUUGUCCAUUCCUGCACUCAACCGACUCGGCGAUCGAUUAUGCUCCCUGCAAAUACUUUUCCAAGGGAAAUUGCAAGUUCGGCGCAAAGUGUGCACUAGCUCACAUUCUUCCGGAUGGACGGAGGGUGAAUCGGCCAACUGGAGGCGGCGGUGGAGGGGGUGGAGGUGCUGGUAUGGGAAUUGGGGGUAGCCACCUCAACUUGGGUGGCCGGGUCAACCCGCAGGCGUAUGUGAACCAGGACUCGGCCUUGACAAACUCGGUCCUUUCGCAGCAACGUAUGAACGACCAUGAAACGCGAUAUGCCCCACAGCCAGAGGACUUCCCCACUGUGCAUGGGCAGCAAGUACCGCCGUAUGAUUCGAUUCCAACAAUCGACGCAGGGUUGGCCUCCGAUGCCGGCUCGAAGUAUGGCUCUCCUGCCGAAGACGUGCGCUUCCCCAUGUCACCCAAUCAUCACCACCUGACUGCUCUUGAUGCAGCGCUUCCUGCCUCGUUCGAUAGCCAAGGUAUCUCUCAUGUGGCCCGAUAUGGCCCAGUGGCUGCUUCAAUGCCCUCGAAGUUUGGUCUGGAAUUAUCGUCUCCGCCUGCGCAGAGGCCUGGGCCCUCGGAUGCUUUCCGAAACCUGCGUGACAUUGGCUUCAGCUCUGACCGUCGCAGGCCAUUCUCCAAUAUUGGGUCUUCGCCUCCGGCGCCUGAGGACACCGUGGGGCCUCGAUUCCUACACUCCUCCCGUCCUGUCAAGCCACGCAUGCUGUCUGCGAGUGUCCCUCGGCCUACUGCGCUCGAUGAUUGGGAUGAAAACUUUCCCAUGGAAGAAGACUACCUACCAAUGAACCUACACGAUGAUGUGCUUACACCACAGGAAAAGCUGCGCCGGCUGUCCCGGACCGACCAUGAUAUCAGCGGGCUCGGCAUGAGCAGCAGCUUUUCCAAGAAUGGAUCGCCUCUCGCGUCAAGCCCGUCCCGGUUUGGUGCAUUGUUUGCUAAGCAGCGCCAAAGGAAGGAUGAUGACGGUGUUGCGUCCUCCUUCUCUCACAUCGGCUCUCCCCUCCGUGAGUCCGCGUUGAACCCUAUGGCUAGCCCCAGCCUAGGCCCAAUCGGGAGCCGAGCCUCUCACGAUGGCUCGCCAUUCGUCUCUAGCCCGGGAAGACAAUCGUCCAUGUCCAUGAUUUCCGAGCAGCUCAGCGGCAUGUCCCUUUACCCGGGAUCUGCUCGCCACUCCUCUGUGGCCCCAGGCCGCCUCGACCGCACGAUUUCCUCUGGCACCACUAGCAAGAUUGAAGAGGAAGAGGAACAAAAUGACCUUGUCUUCUCCAUGGAGGAGGAGGAGGGCAACAAGCGUAACAGCUCCUCCUGGAACUCCGACGAAACCAAAGAGAGCUCUACUGACGCCUAA